Molecule: messenger RNA, 708 nt
Organism: Colletotrichum truncatum
Lineage: Eukaryota; Fungi; Ascomycota; Sordariomycetes; Glomerellales; Glomerellaceae
Source: RefSeq, a predicted model, not a curated record
AUGCGCUCCAUUUCAUUCUUCUCUGUUAUUCUUGCCUUCGCUCAGAAUGCCCUCGCUGCUAAUCAGUUCAUAACCCCGCCACCUAUGGAAACAAAUGAGGAUCUCAGACAGAACCCAAAGUACAUAAUCGGCAACGAGGUUGUUUUUCGGUGGGACACGGAUUAUGAGCAGGUCAACCUCUAUUUAUGGUACUCCGACCCCAAUAGGUCCUCCACAUCUAACCAGCUACUUCGGGCAAAUGUGUCCAGCAGAACUUUUUCAUGGACACCCAACCUUGACGGGUUCCCUGCACUGUCUUCGUCCGCGAACAAUGUCUUCUCUUUGUAUUUUCACGAUUCAAAGUAUAUCAGCGGCAACCAGACUCACACUUUCUCCCAUCAAUUCAACGUCACAGAGGCGGCGGCUGCAUCGGUGACCCCUGCAGGGCUCAGCGCGGGCGCUGCGGCGGGAAUAGCGGUGGGAGCCACACUGGGCACAAUAUUGGUCGUUUGCCUCGGAGUGUUCAUGGCGUGGAGACUACGCCAAAAGAGACAGCGCCUCGGCGGCCAGCACAGCGGUACUUGGGAUAACAUCUCACCAGCGCAAGCCGUAGUGCCUGUCCAGGCCGAACAUUACACGGAGUGGAAGCCAUCUACUCAAGCGCUGCCUGCUGAACUCGGUGGUAACGGGCAUAACGCAUAUGCCGAGCUUAGCAUAGUGAGGUCCUGA